AUGGCUCGCCGCAGUGAUGACAGCCCUGGGGCCAUUGAUGCCGCCGGCGUCCAGCCUGUGGCAGACAAUGCCACUCACGAACACUCGUCGGAUCCCUCCAAGACGCACCGCACCAUCAUCGAGCAUGCCCGCGCCGCCGCCUCCAAGGAGCAGUCCAUGACUCUCUGGCAGGGCCUCAAGCUGUACCCCAAGGCCGUUGGCUGGAGUCUGCUCAUUUCCACUUGCAUCGCCAUGGAAGGCUAUGACAUCAGUCUUGUCAACAACUUCUAUGCUUUCCCUCAGUUCAACCGCAAGUACGGCGUCCAACUCGCCGACGGCACGUACGAGGUGCCGGCGCCGUGGCAGGCCGGCCUCAGUAAUGGUGCCACCGUUGGCGAAAUCAUCGGCCUCUUCAUCAACGGCUUCGUCUCGGAGCGCUUUGGCUAUCGCUACACCGUCAUGGCCUGCCUCGUCCUCGUUGCUGCCUUCACCACCAUCUUCUUCACAGCGCCCAACGUUCAGACCCUCCUCGUUGCUGAGAUCCUGUGCGGAAUUCCGUGGGGAAUUUUUCAAACUCUGACGGUCACGUACGCCUCCGAGGUCUGCCCCAUUGCCCUCCGAGGCUACCUCACGACCUACGUCAACUUCUGCUGGGGUCUGGGCCAGGAGAUUGGCAUUGGGGUUAUCCACGCCAUGCUCGACCGCGAAGACGAGUGGGCAUAUCGCAUCCCCUACGCUCUGCAGUGGAUGUGGCCGCUGCCCCUGUUCAUCGGCAUCUACUUUGCCCCUGAGUCUCCCUGGUGGCUGGUCCGCAAAGGCAAGACCCAGGAGGCCAAGAAGUCGCUCCUUCGCCUGACGAGCCUCGACCGCGAGACCGAUUUUGACGCAGACGAGACGGUGGCCAUGAUGGUCCACACGACAGCCUUGGAGGAGAAGAUCACGGCCGGCUCUACCUAUUGGGACUGUUUCAAGGGCGCCGACCUGCGCCGGACAGAAAUUGUCUGCAUGACUUGGGCGAUACAGAACCUCAGCGGCAACUCCUUCUCCAACUACUCGACGUAUUUCCUCAAGCAGGCCGGCCUUUCCGAAGACAAGUCAUACUCUUUUGCGCUGGGACAGUACGCCAUCAACAUGGUCGGCGUGUUUGGCGCGUGGGGCCUCAUGACGCUGGGUGUCGGUCGCCGAUCCCUCUACCUGUAUGGACUCUGCGGCCUAUGUGCCAUGCUUUUCAUCUUGGGCUUCUUGGGCCUCGUCCCCGAGGAGCACAAGACACAGGCGUCGCUGGCAACGGGCAGCAUCAUGAUCGUGUGGGCCCUAUUCUACCAACUGACUGUGGGCACUGUCUGUUACUCGCUGGUGAGCGAGCUCUCUUCGCGCCGACUGCAGAUCAAGACGGUAGUAUUGGGACGAAACCUCUACAACGUGGUUGGCAUCAUUACCAAUGUCUUGACGCCGUACAUGCUCAAUCCCAGCGCAUGGAACUGGCGCAACUACACGGGCUUCUUCUGGGCUGGAAUCUGCUUCAUGUGCAUCAUCUACACUUACUUCCGCCUGCCGGAGCCACGAGGCCGCACAUUUGCGGAGCUCGACGUCCUGUUCGAGAAGGGUGUGAGCGCGCGGAAGUUUGCAUCUACCGAGGUGGACGUCUUCCACGAGGUUGUCGAGGAGAAGGUGAUGAACCAGUACGAGGACAUUGUCGACUCGCCGGCCAAGGGCGCCAAGUUUGCAUAG
Molecule: messenger RNA, 1710 nt
Organism: Purpureocillium lilacinum
Lineage: Eukaryota; Fungi; Ascomycota; Sordariomycetes; Hypocreales; Ophiocordycipitaceae
Biological process (GO): carbohydrate transport; transmembrane transport
Cellular component (GO): membrane
Molecular function (GO): carbohydrate:proton symporter activity
Source: RefSeq, a predicted model, not a curated record